Messenger RNA from Sarcophilus harrisii (Tasmanian devil), 1684 nucleotides. It is a transcript of the gene LIF, whose product is annotated as LIF interleukin 6 family cytokine. The coding region runs from base 1019 to 1603 and encodes 194 amino acids. The transcript is spliced from 2 exons. Lineage: Eukaryota; Metazoa; Chordata; Mammalia; Dasyuromorphia; Dasyuridae. The record is from RefSeq and is a predicted model, not a curated record. Gene Ontology annotation, biological process: immune response. Gene Ontology annotation, molecular function: leukemia inhibitory factor receptor binding; cytokine activity. Gene Ontology annotation, cellular component: extracellular region.
AGGGGGCAGGUUAGAGGGACAGAGGGAAUUCGGAGCAGGGGCGAUGGGUGGCUAAGCUCAGGAGACCCCCAUGGGCUGGGGGCCGAGAAUCCGGGAUAAUCCAGAGCCUGCCUCCCCAGAAGACUUUUCUGCCCAGAGGUGGUUGGGUUCUGGCCAUUGGGCAGCCCUCUGCCUUCUGCCCAAGAUCAGCCUCUGGCAACGGGGGGACAAAGCUCUCACACUCCCCUCCCCUUUGUCUCUUCCUCCCUGCCUCAGUUUCCCUGGUCCUGGGACGGUAGUAAUAGGAGCUUACACAUCCCUAUGGUCGUGAAGUUUGUAAGAUACUUCUCAUUUGACCCUCACUGUAACCCUGUGAGGUACUUUAUACCCAUUUUCCAGGUGCCCAGAGAGGUCCCACAGCCAGUCAGUGUCUGAGAUCAUCCAGAGGUAGAGAGGGACAGAGAAGUGUGGUGCAGUCUCUGGAGCACAUGGGUCCCUAGUUCAAAUCCUCCUCCUGAGCCUGCUUCCCUAGCUGACUCUGGAAAAGUCACCUAAUUUCUUUGACCUCAGUUUACUCCUUUGUAAAAUGAGGAACAUAACUAGGUCCUGGAGGUCCCUUCCAGCCUCUAACUUGAUGGCUUCUAAGCGCCUUUGUUUUUAAACCCGGGAUCCCAGGAAUAGAGGAAGGAGAGGGACAGAAAGGGGAAGAGCUGGAGGGGAAUGAGAAGGACGGAGACAGAGAAGCAGGAGGCGGAGAGCGUUGCCCCCAUCCUAGCCGGGCUCGGGGACCCCGACGGACGGGCCGGCGCCUUCCUCGCCCGAGCCCCCGUGCUCCCCUCUGCGGAUGAGGUCGGGGACUCUGGUCCGGCCUCUGUCCCGGGCCUUCCGGCCUUCAGCCCUCUAGGAGCGAGCGCGACGGUCUCCCCGAGACUGGCCGGGAGCCCCCCGUCUGGCUCCGUCUUCCCCAGCCCCACUGACCCGAAGGUUGAGCCUGGAGCCCUCCCACUCAUAGACCCCUCCCCACCUGUUUCCAGGAGUCAUGCCUCUGCUGCUGGUUCUGCACUGGAAACAUGGGGCCGGGAGCCCCCUACCCAUCACCCCCGAUGAUCCCAAAUGCGAAAUGCGCCACCAGUGCCCAGGCAACCUCACGUUCCAGAUCCGGAACCAGCUGAAUCAGCUCAAUAGCAGCGCCCCGGAGCUCUUCACCUAUUAUUACAAGGCUCAGGGGGAUCCGUUCCAGACCAACCUCGACAAGCUGUGCAACCCCAACGUGACGGACUUCCCGCCCUUCCACGCCAAUGGCACGGACAAGGAAAAGCUGGUGGAGCUAUACCGGAUCAUAGCCUACCUCAACGCCUCACUGGGCAACAUCACGCGGGACCAGAAGGCCCUCAACCCCGGCGCGCUGCCCCUGCUCAGCCGGCUGAACACGACCACGGCCAUCAUGAGGGGCCUGCUCAACAACCUCACCUGCCGCCUGUGCAGAAAGUACCACGUGGCUCACGUCUCGGUCUCCUACGGCCCAGACACCGCCAACAAGGACACCUUCCAGAAGAAGAAGCUGGGCUGCCAUUUGUUGGGGAAAUACAAGCAGGUCAUUUCUCAGGUGGCCCAGGCCUUCUAGACACCCACAGCUCAAGGUGUCGCCUCGACUGGUGGGGGAGUCUCGAGCAUCUCAGCCGGACUUGGGAGCGGUCUCCAGCCG